Molecule: messenger RNA, 798 nt
Organism: Condylostylus longicornis
Lineage: Eukaryota; Metazoa; Arthropoda; Insecta; Diptera; Dolichopodidae
Product: transmembrane protein 70 homolog, mitochondrial
Exons: 3
Coding region: 121-777 (218 amino acids)
Biological process (GO): mitochondrial proton-transporting ATP synthase complex assembly
Cellular component (GO): mitochondrial membrane
Source: RefSeq, a predicted model, not a curated record
AUAUUCACAAUAUAAUAUCACAUGUAGAACAGCUGUUGUUUUGUUUUUAAAUUAAUUUCCUCAAGACUAUUCCAUCUAUGUCGUAACUAAGCUGCAAGAAAAAAAAUAUAUUAUUACAAAAUGAACGUACUCAGGGUCGCUUAUUUAGCUGCGAAACCUAAAAUAUGUUCUUUAAAUAACCAAAAUUUUCAUAAAAACAUAUUGAUAAAUUCAUAUCUAGGAUUUAAUAAAUUCUCUAGUCAGACAACAAAAAAUGAAACACGACAAAUUAAAGUAUAUUAUGGAAGUUUAACACCUCGGAUGAAAGCUGUUAAAGUAUUUUCAUUAACAACAAGUUUAACUGGUUUAUUAGCACAACCCGUAUUAUUAGAGCAAGGAACUAAAAUAGGUGGUACGGGUAUGGCAAUAUUUUUAUGUGGUUUUGCUGGAUUUUUUACUUUUGUCACACCUUUCCUGUUACAUAUAAUUACAAGAAAUUAUGUAACGGAGUUAUUUUACGAUCUCAAUAGAGAUGAGUAUACAGCGAAUACUAUUUCACUGUUUUUACAAAAAUUGGAGACAAAAUUUAAAGUUGAUGAUGUUAAAGUUCCCGAAGUACCUGGAAUGUUUACUUCAAUACAAGUUGGAAAAACAUCACUUUUCUUAGAUCCAUCUCAGUUUACUGAACCAGAUCAUUAUGUUAGAAUAAUGGGUUAUGACAAGCCAAUAGAUUUCAAACUUGAAUUUAAAGAAUUAGAUCAACUUAAUAAAAAAGAAAGGAUUGAGGAAAAUAAAUAAAUUGAUAGGAAAAAGUGUACA